This is a messenger RNA of Ananas comosus (pineapple), 1396 nucleotides long. Its product is annotated as deoxyhypusine hydroxylase-B. Bases 113 to 1060 code for a protein of 315 amino acids. Gene Ontology annotation, biological process: peptidyl-hypusine biosynthetic process. The record is from RefSeq and is a predicted model, not a curated record. Lineage: Eukaryota; Viridiplantae; Streptophyta; Magnoliopsida; Poales; Bromeliaceae. The transcript is spliced from 7 exons. Gene Ontology annotation, molecular function: deoxyhypusine monooxygenase activity.
UGUGAAAUUAAAACCCUAUAAAUAUCAUCGCCCGUCGUGUCGUGCUGCGCCGCGCUCUCCUCCUCCUCCUCCUCCUACGCCGCCGCCGCCGCCGCCGCCGCCGUAGGCGACGAUGGGGUGCGAGGGUUCCUCCUUCGAGUCAUCGCCGGAGAUGGAAAGGUUCCUAUGCGAGAGGCUCCUCGAUCCCACCCACCCCAUCUCCGAGCGCUUCAGAGCCCUCUUCUCCCUCCGCAACCUCCGCGGCCCCGCCCCACGCGAUGCUCUCAUUCGCGGUACUAGGGAUUCUUCAAACUUGCUUGCACAUGAGGCUGCAUUUGCACUUGGACAAAUGCAGGACGCUGAAGCUAUUCCUGCUUUAGUGGCUGUUCUCAAAGAUCUCUCAUUACAUCCAAUUGUUCGUCAUGAGGCAGCUGAAGCCCUUGGAGCGAUUGGUUUGGAGAGCAAUAUUCCACUUCUGGAAGAGAGCUUGGCGACUGAUCCUGCUCGAGAGGUGCAAGAAACAUGUGAGUUAGCUCUUAGACGUAUAAAGGAGCAAAAUAGCAUGACCAGUGCUGAUAGCGAGCCUCCUUCAAAAUCGUCACCUUUUUUUUCGGUAGAUCCAGCAAUGCCUUCUAAACUCAAUUCUUCAAUUGAUCAGCUAAGGGAAACUCUCCUGAAUGAGGAAGAGAGCAUGUACGAGCGUUAUGCAGCUUUGUUUGCACUUAGGAAUGUCGGUGAAGAUGCAGCUGUUAGUGCUAUAAUUGCUUCUUUAGGUGCUAAAAGUGCUCUUUUGCGGCAUGAGGUUGCAUAUGUCCUGGGCCAGCUGCAAAAUAAAGCUGCUUCUGAUACACUCUCGGAGGUCCUUAAGAACAUGAAUGAGCAUCCAAUGGUGAGACACGAAGCUGCUGAAGCCCUUGGUUCCAUUGCAGAUAGUAAAAGCAUAGCACUUCUGGAGGAAUUUGCAAAGGAUCCUGAGCCCAUAGUGUCGCAGAGCUGUGAAGUGGCUCUUAGCAUGCUCGAAUAUGAAAGAUCUGGCAAGUCCUUCGAGUACCUCUUUUUGCAGACUCCUCAAGUGCAAUAGUGAUUUAUCCUGCGAGGCCUCCUCAGAGCGCGGCCGGUCUCACGAGAUAUGUGCUUUUUAUACACCAACUCAAUAUGACGUCACACCACUAUUUGGACUCAGUGUGGAAUGACUAGCAACUAUGUUACAUUCUUGUCGCUGAUUAGCAAAAUUUUUGUUGUCUUGUGCUUUAAUUCCAGUUAAACAUGCUGAACAACUGUCCCAAGUAAAAGAGAAGUAAUUUUAUCCACUAAUUUUAACAAUAUUUAUUGGUAGCAUGUCUUCUGCUUGGUUCAUAGAUGACCAACUUGGCAACUUAUGUAUGCAUUUGAAUAAAAUUAGUCCUGUUCGCGCAAA